AUGUCUAUACAAGAGUACACCAAAUCCAAGUUACCGUGCUCGAUAUUGAAUAUUAAGCCCACAGUUACCACAGACAACAAAGAUGCUCCAUUGCUGGUGUGGGUCCCUGGUAAUCCUGGACUUUUACACUACUAUCAAGAGAUGAUCCAUCAUUUACAUUUGAAGCAUCCUGAGUGGGAGAUUCUUGGUAUAUCUCAUGCUGGUAUGAGUUCGAAUGCGCAUUCAAAUACCCCGAUAUUUUCUUUACAAGAUCAAGUAGAUCAUCAGGUUGAAGUAAUUAAUAAUUUUUCGCACAAGGACAGAAAAAUCAUUAUCAUGGGACAUUCGGUUGGGGGCUACAUCGUUCAAAAAGUUUGUCUCUCUAACGAGUUGGUCGGUUCUGUAACAAAAGUCGGUUUAAUUACUCCAACUGUGAUGGAUAUUCAUGCCUCAGAGAUGGGCGUUAAGAUGACAACGGCAUUACAUUAUGUCCCCGCCUUGGCUCAUGUUUUAUCACUUAUUAGUUAUGUUAUUUUUUAUUGGGUCUUGUCAGAAGGGUUUUCGAAAUUAAUUAUUAACAAAUCAAUGGGUUGUGGGACCACCGAUUCCCGAGCUGUACUGUCCACGAGAUUAUUCUUGACUCACAGGCAGUUCGUCCGUCAAUCGCUCGGACUGGCCUCUCAGGAAAUGAAAGAGAUAACCACUAACUGGGAGUUUCAAGAUAAAUUUAUAAACUACUGCGAAGAGAACGAGAUUUUUACUUGGUUUUUGUUCAGCACUAAAGACCAUUGGGUUACUGAUGAAACUAGAAAACAUCUUUCACAUUACUAUCAUGAUAAAGUCAAGCAAGAAAAGUUAAGGAUUGAUGUCACGGACAAGAUACCUCAUUCUUUCGUGGUGAAACAUGCAGAAUACGCCGUUAAUGCCUUUUUUUAA
This is a messenger RNA of Saccharomyces eubayanus, 915 nucleotides long. RefSeq names its product bifunctional triacylglycerol lipase/ester hydrolase. The transcript has a single exon. NCBI's taxonomy places the organism in Eukaryota, Fungi, Ascomycota, Saccharomycetes, Saccharomycetales, Saccharomycetaceae. Gene Ontology annotation, biological process: lipid storage. The record is from RefSeq and is a predicted model, not a curated record. The coding region runs from base 1 to 915 and encodes 304 amino acids. Gene Ontology annotation, molecular function: lipase activity. Gene Ontology annotation, cellular component: lipid droplet.